AUGGCGUUGGACAAUUACUACCGCAAUAAGAUUGAGGGCAUGAAGCUUGAAAUCAUCCAGGGCCAGGCAGUUCUACGAAGGUUAGAAGCACAGCGCAAUGAUUACAACUCGCGAGUGCGUCUCUUGCGAGAGGAGUUGGGCUUGUUGCAGCAGCCUGGUUCGUACGUCGGCGAAGUAGUCAAGGUCAUGAGCACCAAAAAGGUUUUGGUCAAGGUACACCCAGAAGGGAAAUACGUGGUCGAUAUCGCAGACGGCGUGGAUAUUUCAAAGCUCACCGUGGGAAAACGCGUUGCCCUUCUCUCAGAUUCCUACAAGUUGGAAAAGAUGCUGCCAUCCUCCGUUGAUCCCCUGGUCUCCCUCAUGAUGGUGGAGAAGGUGCCUGAUAGUACAUAUGAUAUGAUUGGUGGUCUAGACCAACAGAUCAAGGAAAUCAAGGAGGUAAUCGAGCUCGGUCUCAAGCACCCCGAGCUGUUCGAGUCCCUGGGUAUUGCGCAACCUAAGGGUGUCCUGCUGUAUGGUCCUCCCGGUACUGGAAAGACGUUGCUGGCUCGAGCUGUAGCCCAUCACACCGACUGUCGAUUUAUCCGUGUGAGUGGUUCGGAGCUGGUGCAGAAAUACAUCGGUGAGGGAAGCAGGAUGGUGCGAGAGCUAUUCGUCAUGGCUCGUGAGCAUGCCCCAAGUAUCAUCUUUAUGGACGAGAUCGACAGUAUUGGAUCCAGCCGGAUAGAUUCAGCAGGAGGUGGUGAUUCGGAAGUGCAACGGACAAUGCUGGAGUUGCUUAAUCAACUGGACGGCUUCGAGCCGACCAAGAACAUCAAGAUCAUUAUGGCCACCAACAGAUUGGACAUUCUCGACCCAGCCCUGCUGCGACCAGGACGUAUUGACCGCAAGAUCGAGUUCCCUCCGCCUUCUGUUGAGGCUCGUGCCGACAUUCUACGGAUCCACUCUCGAUCGAUGAACUUGACCCGUGGUAUUAACCUUACCAAGAUCGCGGAGAAGAUGAAUGGUUGCUCCGGAGCCGAACUCAAGGGUGUCUGCACGGAAGCAGGCAUGUACGCACUACGUGAACGACGAGUGCACGUGACACAGGAAGACUUCGACCUGGCCACCGCCAAGAUUCUCAACAAGCACGACGACAAGGAAGUUGCAGUUUCGAAGUUGUGGAAAUAG
This is a messenger RNA of Penicillium taxi, 1170 nucleotides long. Its product is annotated as proteasome regulatory particle base subunit RPT6. Gene Ontology annotation, biological process: proteasome-mediated ubiquitin-dependent protein catabolic process. The coding region runs from base 1 to 1170 and encodes 389 amino acids. Lineage: Eukaryota; Fungi; Ascomycota; Eurotiomycetes; Eurotiales; Aspergillaceae. The transcript has 3 exons. Gene Ontology annotation, cellular component: proteasome regulatory particle, base subcomplex. Gene Ontology annotation, molecular function: ATP binding; proteasome-activating activity; ATP hydrolysis activity. The record is from RefSeq and is a predicted model, not a curated record.